UGGUGCCACCGGCAUUACUCAUUCAUCCCCAUUCAGACUCCCCAGCAUUUAUUACGGGCUCUGGGCUCCCGCCUCUCACUCUCUCCUCUGCUCAAAUUCGCUUGAGAGCCUCUUGCUGUGGGAAGUCGAGGGAGAACUUUCUCUUCAAACAUGCAUCUCUCGGCGGUUCUGUUGUGUGCUCUCUGGUCUGCAGUGUCUGCUGAGAAUGCCGAUGACUAUGGGCUCAUGUAUGUGAAUUUGGACAAUGAAAUAGACAACGGACUCCAUCCCACUGAGGACCCCACACCGUGUGACUGCCGCCGGGAGCACUCUGAAUGGGACAAACUCUUCAUCAUGCUGGAGAACUCUCAGAUGCGCGAGGGCAUGCUGCUGCAGGCCACCGACGACAUCCUGCGCGGCGAGAUGCAGAGGUUGCGGGCGGAGCUGGGCCGGCUGGCGGGCAGCCUGGCAAGACCGUGUCCGCCUGCGGCCCCCGCGGAGGCUGGGCUGGCCGGGGCGCUGGCGGAGCUGCUGCAGGCGAGCCGCGACGCCGGACGAAGGCUGGCGCGCCUGGAGGGCGCGGGGGAGCAGCGCCCAGGACAGGCGGGGUGCGCCCUAGGAGCAGUGUUGGAGGAGCUGAGGCAGAUGCGCGCUGACCUUCACUCGCUGCAGGGCUGGGCCGCCAGGCACUGGCUGCCGGCAGGUUGUGAAACAGCGAUCUUAUUCCCAAUGCGGUCCAAGAAGAUUUUUGGAAGCGUGCAUCCGGCUAUCCCAAUGAAGCUGGAGACUUUCAGUGUCUGCAUUUGGGUCAAAGCCACAGAUGUUCUAAACAAAACUGUGCUUUUUUCCUAUGGCACGAAGAGGAACCCCUAUGAGAUCCAGCUGUACCUCAGUGCUCAGUCCAUAGUGUUUGUGGUGGGGGGCAAGGAAAACAAACUGGCUGCUGAAACCGUGGUUUCCCUGGGCAGGUGGGCCCAUCUGUGCGGCACCUGGAGUUCAGAGAAAGGGCGCGGGUCCCUGUGGGUGGAUGGUGACCUGGUAGCCACCACUGUGGACAUGGCCCUGGGGCAUGUUGUCCCAGAGGGAGGAAUCUUGCAGAUCGGCCAGGAGAAGAAUGGCUGCUGUGUGGGUGGAGGCUUUGAGGAAGCCCUGGCCUUUUCUGGUCGACUCACAGGCUUUAAUAUCUGGGAUAGAGCCCUCAGCAAUGAAGAGGUAAGAGAGGCUGGAGGAGCGGAGUCCUGUCACAUCCGGGGCAAUGUCGUUGGCUGGGGAGUCACAGAGAUUCAGCCCCACGGAGGAGCCCAGUAUGUUUCCUAAGUAUUGUGAAACUCUACUUGAAGCCAAAGAAAGAAACUCACAUUUGAAACACAUGCCAAUUGGGAGGGUCUGAAACACUCAAUGCAUAUUAAGAACACUUGAGACUAAUGAAGGGGAGAGUUGAGAUCAAUCUUUAUUUAUCUUGGCGAAAUACUGAAUAAACGAUUGAAGGGGAGACAUCGGAGAAGGCUUUGGGGGAUAUUGUUACUAGACUUUAUGCCAUGGUGCUUUCAGAUUAAUGUGUGUCUUUGUCAGGUAAACUCAAAUAAUUAAAAAGGACUGUAUUAUUGAACAGAAGGACAAUUGUUUUACUUUUCUCUGGUUAAUUUUUAUUUUUUGGCCAGAGAUGACUUUUACAUUGGGGAAUAAUGAAAUAACAUUUGUCAUCUAUUGUUCAUUGUUAUAAUAAGGUUUGUACCUUAUUAUUUAAAAAAAUCAUAAAACAUAUUUAUACUACAAUGUGACUUAACAGAUACAAAUGUAGUUUAUGUGUCAUAAUCAAAUGUCACUUUUUUUGAGAAGAUAGUUAUAUAAGUUAUAUUGUCAAAUGGUUUUGUAUUAAUUUUAUUAAGAAUAUUUUUGUAAAGCUCUACUGUAAAUAAAAUAUUUUAUAAAAC
This is a messenger RNA of Talpa occidentalis (Iberian mole), 1913 nucleotides long. RefSeq names its product pentraxin 3 (gene PTX3). Gene Ontology annotation, biological process: innate immune response. The transcript has 3 exons. The record is from RefSeq and is a predicted model, not a curated record. Lineage: Eukaryota; Metazoa; Chordata; Mammalia; Eulipotyphla; Talpidae. Gene Ontology annotation, molecular function: complement component C1q complex binding. The coding region runs from base 151 to 1296 and encodes 381 amino acids.